GCCUGCUGCGAUCUUUUAUCAAAUGAGUGCCUCAGUUCGCAAGACGCCGCCAUGGCCUUCGGUGUCGUGACGCGCACUGCCCUCGCCUGCUACAUGUGCGCCGCCCUUUUCAGCUUCUGCAUCCCAGCAGUGUCUGGAGCACGGCCUUGGGUGGUGGAACUGCUGGAGGACAAGACCACAACGUCCAGAAGUCCAAACAUAACGACUGAAACUCCCAGCACGACGACUCCCAUGCCACCAACCGCAGAGUCUAUGCUUUGGUCCCACUCUGGGAGUAACUCUAAGAAGCAUCAACUCCACACAUCCAUGACCCCGCAAUCAGCACCGAAGAACAACACUGUCAAUAAGAUCCCCACCAGCGAAGUGCCACUGCCAUCCAUCGCACCAGCUGCUGCUCAAAUGGAGUCUCAACUCUUUCCAUCCAUUCAACCUCAACUCCUAGGAGCCCUUAAACCUGAAAUGUUACCAUAAUAAUAGGUAAUAAUAGGUAACCUGACUCUUAUGUCGAUACUGGCAGUGCGCACCCCUCAAUGUAAGAAUACUGAAGGGGAUCAUGUAUUUGCCUCCCAUGUCAUAAGCACCUCCAGUGUUAUAAAUGUUCUUCUCCACCUCGACUGCAGCUGUCCGUAUUUCUUUGGAAACUAUCUUAUCUAUCAGUGGCCAAUAAUCGAACGAUUCAAGGCACUUCAAAGCCGAAAUGGGGUACUGAAGAGUUGACACCAGCGCCAGUGGCCCAGAGGGGCGAGAAACGUUCUCCAACAUACAUCUGUCUCCAGCUCAGCUACGCUGCGAAGUCUAACAGAAGAGAGAUAGGAACAUGUGGAGUGACCUAACACUGUCCCUGGAAAUGAUGCAUAUGGCAUGGGCGAAACAGACAGGGAGGAGAACCACAUUCUGAGAAAUGGUUCUUACUAAGCAGCGUCAUCAUGUUCAUAUUGCCCCAGAUACUACGACCAGGGUCGGUGAAAUCAGUGGCAGCAUUGGCCAGGCUCUCAGCAGCUUACGCUAUCGUAUGGCGUAGAACCGCAGCGACCAUCAAUAGUGGCUUCCGAGAAGAUGCAAGUUCCAUACUAUGGUUGAAAAGAAUGGCAGUAUGCGUAAGUGUUCUGGUCAAAUUACCACCUGUGUGUGACACUUUUUACUUGCAGUGCACCUUUAGCAAGUGUUUGCAUCUAAACGAAUCACUACCAGGACACUUUUUCUUUGCCAUCUUUGGAAGAGUGUCUUAGCCCAUCAUAAAUGUCUAAUCACAUCUAAAAUUGCAUAUCAAAGACGGAACAUGACUGACACUUAUGGUGGAUGACGUUAAGGCAAGUUAUUGACGAUGACGCUGCGGCAUAAUCCUCACUUUCUCCCUAAGGUUGGCAGAGCUGAGGGAAACGUGUUACUAGUUCCAAGUUUUCCCAGUUGUAAGAAGUAACGAAGUAGUGGACUUCAUUACGACUUUUAUAUCUUUCAUGUGAUAUUGUAUAACAUAAUGUAGAUAUUUAAAUAAACACUUUUAAUGAUUGUGUAAAA
Molecule: messenger RNA, 1518 nt
Organism: Schistocerca serialis cubense
Lineage: Eukaryota; Metazoa; Arthropoda; Insecta; Orthoptera; Acrididae
Exons: 2
Coding region: 52-471 (139 amino acids)
Source: RefSeq, a predicted model, not a curated record